UGACUUUUGUGAAAGAAAAGUGGAAAUUUUCGUGUUUUGGGCCGAUUUUUCCCAAAAAUGUAUUCGCGGAGGGAAGAAUUAGGUGCCAAUUUUGAAAUUUUGAGGGAAAAUUUGGUAGAAAGAGGUGCAAUUGUGCACGAACAUGUUAAUCGCAACCAAUUUGAGAACCUGAGGUCAGUGGAGGAAAUUCCUCCCCCUUAUCGCGAAAUAUUUUCCGAAUUUUCCCACUUCAAUAUCAUCCAGUCGAAAGUAAUCGACGAUGUAUUGCACACAGACCAUUCUCUGGUUGUCUCCGCGCCUACUGGUGGUGGCAAAACCACGAUUUUCGAACUCGCAAUAGUACGACUUUUGAUAUCUUUAGAACACACCCAAUUUUCCACCCCUUUUAAAAUCGUCUACAUUUGCCCUAUGAAAGCCCUUUGCGAGGAACGACUCGUCGACUGGCACAAGAAAUUCAGAAAUUUUGGCCUCAACGCGAUCGCCGUAACGGGUGACAGCGAACACGUAGAAGUCCAAAAUCUUCUCAACCACAAUCUUAUAAUAACCACCCCCGAGAAGUGGGACUGUGUUACUCGUAGGUGGCGCGACAGCGAGACUUUCAAACUCGUCAAAAUCAUCAAACUGGUCAUGAUCGACGAGAUUCAUUUGUUGAACGAGGAGUUCAGGGGGUCCACACUUGAAACAAUCGUUUGUCGCAUGAAAACUAUCGAAGAAUCGAACUUGGAUGACGAUUUGAGCAAAAUUAGAUUCGUGGCUGUGUCUGCCACUGUUCCUAAUAUCGAAGAUGUGGCAGAAUGGCUAGGAACUAACUCGAAGUGCCACAAGUUCUCGGGGGAUUAUAGACCGGUCAAACUCAAUAAGAUCGUCUUGGGGUAUCAUAAUACCCAGUCAAAAACAAGUCCCUUCAAGUUUGAUUUGUCUUUGAACUAUAAACUGCAGUCGCUGAUAAUGCAGUACUCUCAUGGAAAGCCUACACUAAUCUUCUGCGGUACUCGCAAAAUCGUUGAAAUGACCGCCAAGCACAUUUUGCACCACUUGACUAUAAAUUUAAAGGAAGACCAGAAGCAGUGUUUGGUGGAAGCAGCAAACUCCAUCUCCGAUGUCAAAGUAAAGGAGACUUUAGUUCAUGGUGUCGGGUACCACCACGCCGGGAUGUUACCACAAACCCGACGCGUCGUCGAAACCCUAUUCCGCAACGGCGAUUUACCCAUUCUGGUCACUACGAGCACGUUAGCCAUGGGGGUCAAUCUCCCAGCCCAUCUGGUCAUCGUCAAGUCCACCAAGUGCUACGCCAACGGUGGCUUUACCGACUACACCGAAACGUCGCUCUCCCAAAUGAUAGGCAGGGCUGGAAGACCCCAGUUUGAUACCGAAGCGACAGCUUUGAUUCUCACCACAAUGAAAGACAAGGAAAAAUUCGAGAAGAUGAUAGGCGGCUUGCAGCCAGUAGAGUCCGAUUUGCAUAAGCAUCUAAUUGAGCAUUUGAACGCAGAGGUGGUGUUGCAGACCAUAACGGACCUUGAGGUCGCCAUGCGUUGGCUCUCUUCGACUUUUUUGUACAUCAGGGCGCGGAAGAAUCCGCGUUAUUAUGGCUUAACGUCUUCAGAUCCGUCUUCGAUAGACAGGAGGCUUCUAGAAAUGUGUCAAAUUGAGCUGAAUAAACUAAUUAAAGCGGGAAUGCUAACAAUAGAUCAAGAUGUCCUUCUCAAGGCGACCUCCGUGGGGGCGGCGAUGGCGAAGUAUUACCUCGCCUUCGAAACGAUGAAACUGUUCACGCAGAUCACCGGAGGCGAAAUCCUGCAGCAGAUUUUGGCGUUGAUAUCGAAAUGUCACGAAUUUUCAGAGAUGUAUUUGAGAGUCAACGACAAAAAGUGUCUGAAUUUGUUGAACAAGUGUCGCAAUAAGCAGACUAUUAGGUUUCCGUUGAACGGGAAAAUCAAGACUGUUGAUAUGAAAAUCAACUGUAUCAUUCAAGCCGUUCUAGGGUGUCUGGAUAUUUGUGACCAUUCGAUUUUGUCCGAAACGUUAAAAAUAAUGCGAAACGGCGAAAGAAUAGUUAAAUGUUUGAUCGAGUACCUCGAAUCUAAAGAUAAGUGUUUUCAGGCGUUGCUAAACGCUGUUAUUUUAUCAAAGUGUUUUAUCGUCAAGCUUUGGGAAAAUUCUCCCUUUGUUAGUAAGCAGUUGCCUGGGAUCGGGAAUGUUAUGUCGUCCCAGUUGGUCAACGCGGAGAAGACCACUUUUCAGUUGAUACUGGAGUGUGAUGCUAGAGAAAUUGAACUGAUAAUUAAUAAGAAGCCUCCAACCGGUAGUAAAAUUUUAAACCAAAUUCGCUAUUUACCCAAAUACGUCUUAAAAUUAGAACUUUGUGGCAAAAAUUCAAUCGCAACUCAUUGA
Messenger RNA from Zophobas morio, 2394 nucleotides. Its product is annotated as probable ATP-dependent DNA helicase HFM1. Gene Ontology annotation, molecular function: ATP binding; nucleic acid binding. NCBI's taxonomy places the organism in Eukaryota, Metazoa, Arthropoda, Insecta, Coleoptera, Tenebrionidae. The coding region runs from base 58 to 2394 and encodes 778 amino acids. The record is from RefSeq and is a predicted model, not a curated record. The transcript has 14 exons.